Spodoptera exigua (beet armyworm) is the source of this 3474-nucleotide messenger RNA. The record is from the annotation of a GenBank genome assembly. Lineage: Eukaryota; Metazoa; Arthropoda; Insecta; Lepidoptera; Noctuidae.
AUGAUAUUUAUACUACCGUUGCUGGUAGGCGUGACAUUUGGACAAGUGAAUAGUGCAUACGAGUACUAUGGAAGCUCAAACGUGCGAGACCAGCGACCAGAAGCUCUUUACGCACAAAGGCCGCUAGGGACAGCUGUUCGCGUACCAGGUGUACCUGUAGCAGCAGCCCCAGCUCCAGUAUAUUCUCCAGCAGUUAAGCCCAACCGGAACAUAUUACAUCCACUCCCAAUUAACUACGGAGACCAGCAACCGACUACUGUUCCAGAGCCUGCCCAACCUCCUGUAAUAGUCUUACCCUCUUCACCUCCAAAAGAGAUCUUAAUUCAACCUGAACGAGAGGUCACAGAGCCAGAACCAGCACCUGAACCCAUUCCACUGCCACCACCAGUCUACGUUCAACGUCCUGAACCUACACCAGAACCCGUUCCACUGCCACCACCAGUCUACGUUCAACGCCCUGAACCUGCACCAGAACCCGUUCCACUGCCACCACCAGUCUACGUUCAACGCCCUGAACCUGCACCAGAACCCGUUCCACUGCCACCACCAGUCUACGUUCAACGCCCUGAACCUGCACCAGAACCCGUUCCACUGCCACCACCAGUCUACGUUCAACGCCCUGAACCUGCACCAGAACCCGUUCCACUGCCACCACCAGUCUACGUUCAACGCCCUGAACCUGCACCAGAACCCGUUCCACUGCCACCACCAGUCUACGUUCAACGCCCUGAACCUGCACCAGAACCCGUUCCACUGCCACCACCAGUCUACGUUCAACGCCCUGAACCUGCACCAGAACCGAUUCCACUGCCACCACCAGUCUACGUACAACGUCCUGAACCUGUACCAGAACCCGUUCCACUACCUCCACCCGUCUACGAGCAACCCCCCGCACCAGAACCAAUUGCACUGCCAGCUGAAGAACCAAUAUCAAAACCAGCUGAAGAACCAACUGCAGUGCCGUCACCAGUUUAUGAGCAACCUCCCGCACCAGAACCUAUUGCACUUCCUCCACCAGUCUAUAUUCAGUCCCCUGCACCUACACAACCAGCUCCAGUUUAUGAACAACCCCCUACACCUGAACCAAUUCCCCUACCAGCACCAGUCUAUGAGCAACCGCCUGCACCAGAACCAGUAGUUCCAGAAAAACCCCCUGCAUCUGUACCUGAACCAAUUCCCCAGCCAGCUAUAGUCUAUGAACAACCCCCUAAACCAGAACCAGUUGAACUGCCAGCUCCAGUGUACGUUCAACCCCCUGCACCAGCAAGAGAACCAAUCCCACUACCUCCACCGGUCUAUGUUCAACCCCCGGCGCCUAAACCAAUUCUCUUACCUGCUCCAGUCUAUGAACAACCCGCUGCACCAGAACCUAUUGCACAACCAGCUCCAGUCUAUGUACAAUCUCCUGCACCUGCACCAAAGCCCCUUCCAUUACCAGAAUCGCCUGUCCCAGAGCCAGAAAAAGAAAUCGUACCUCUUUCUGAACAACAAUUAAUUCCCGAGACCCGUGUAGCAGCUUAUGUUCCUCCUGUACCUCUACCUUCAAAGUUGGAGCCUUUACCGCCACUGCUUCCUAAGCCAGACCACGUUCGGGAACUUGCUUUCGUCCGAAAUCCUGUAACCCCUUCGAUUUACUAUCCAACGCCGUCUUACAUUGUAACAACUGAGCAACCAACAGCACCGCCUACUUUACCACCAAUCACAAAUCCUCCUUCACCUGUCACGUAUCCCCCAGAACCGGUCACUUAUCCUCCAGCGCCCGUCACUUAUCCCCCUGCCCCAGUCACUUAUACCACUGCACCAGUCACUUAUCGCCCCGCACCAAUUACUUAUACCCCAGCACCCGUCACUUAUCCCCCAGCACCCGUCACUUAUCCCUCAGUACAUGUCACUUAUCCCUCAGCUCCGGUGACCUAUCCUCCCGCACCGGUUACUUAUCGCCCGAACCCUGUGACACUUCCAUCGGGAUACUUAAAACUAGACUUCCAAUGCAAAGAAGGAAAUGGUUACUACGCGGUUGCCAACGAAUGUGAUGCCUUCAUCGAGUGCAAGCAAGACAAAGCAUAUAAAUACUUGUGCCCUGAUGGUCUACACUUCAAUCCUGCAGCAAGACGUUUUGAAUACCCUUGCGCUUACCCAUCAGAAGUAAAAUGUAGCGCGGGUGCAGUGGAACAAAUUCCAAAAUCAACCGACCAAUGUCCCAAUCAGUACGGCUACUACGCUAUUAAAGACGGUGACUGCAGCAAGUACAUCAUGUGCCAAGAAGGAGCAGCUACUAUCAUGGAAUGCCCGAUGGGUCUGGUGUUCAACCCUCAAAUAAGCAGCUGUGACUGGCCCUCCAAUGUCCCACAGUGCAGCCCUGCUGUUUUCAAAGACUUCAUCUGUCCUGAACCUCCUAAAGAUGAGGAUGGAAAAGUUUCCGAUAUCAUCUACAAAUACAGAUACGGGAACCAAUGCAAACAGUACAUCGCCUGCCAGCUGGGUCAUCCUCGACUACUGAGCUGUGAAGGUGGACUCUCAUUCGAUGAAUCAUCUCAGUCGUGCAUCGAUGAAGAUUACAUCGAUCCUAACGAUGGGCUCCCCAAUAGAAUAUGCUACAAAUGCUUGUUCAAAGUUGAUAAAUGUUCAGAAUUCAAACUGCAGUGCAUCCAAAGUGAGACCAGGUUGAGGCAGAUAACUACAAGAGCUAAUGAGCUGGAUAACUCAAAUUCAUCAGAACUUAGUAACUAUAACUAUGGAUCCCACUCUCAAGAUGGUCCAAAAGCAAAACCUGAAGAUUAUAUUGUUGAAGAUAGUGUUGUGAUGGUGGUUGACCCAAGCCUCGACUAUGACUCCUCAGAGGAGUCAGAGAACAUGGAGCCAGUGGAGCCUGAGCUACAUCCUGAUUCAUCAAAUGCUGAAUAUGAUCUCCCAAGAGUACCAGAUCAUAUUUCAGGAGAGAGUAGUUUUAUGAAAGUACAGAAAAACACUUCUGCUCCUUCUAAGACUACAAGCCAGUCCCCACCAAAACAGAAAGCUGUGGCAAAUAAAAACAGACCUAAAAAUAUUAAAUGUCACCAAUGUCCAAAAAAAUUUAGCUCUUUAGAUUCUUACAAAACCCAUGUCUCUAUUGCACAUAUAGGCUCAAGGAUCUUUCAAUGCAAAAUCUGUUUCAAAAAGUUCCCUCGUAAGAGAGAAUUGGAUCGCCAUGCUGCUCUCCAUUCUGGUAUGAAACCUUUUUCUUGUAGUCAAUGUGACAAAAAGUUUACUAAAAAGGACAAACUUGAUAAGCAUGAACAAACUCAUGAAUGCCUGGUUGUGAAUAUGCCUUGCAUAGAAUGUGGUGCCACAUUUGAAAAGAAGCCUGAUCUAGUUGCGCAUAUUAAAUCUCAUUUCACAGAAAAUUUUGAUGAUAAGUUGACUGAGGCUGAAAUAAAAAAGGAAGAAGAUACAGAAUUUAAUUUGGAAGACAAUUUCUAUGAUCUUGAAACUUGA